AUGGUCGAUGUUGGGAUUCAACACAUGGGGUUCUUCAGCAACAUAUUUCUCAAAGUAUUUGAUGACAUAAUGAGUACUUAUGAAGAGUCGAUUGCUCCAAUUGCGUCGAUAACAGAUUACGACAGUGAUAUGGAUAGAAAAGUGAAACAAAUUGAGAAAGCAGAAGAGCUGAAAGAAAGUACGGUGAAAGAAACGAUUGAGAAUCUUCACAGAAUGAGACAGGCUAGUGAAACGAACAUUUGUAUCAAGAUGGCGGAAGAAGUUUUUCAAAAUAUUUCGACAAAAGAGAAUAUAACGUCAAAAGAUGAUGAGAUUGUGAAAGUAAUGAAGGAAUUGGAAAUUGAUCAGCGGACAGCCAGAGCAUACUCUCCAAUCGAUAUCAAAAUUCCUAAUUACAACUUGGAAAGAACAAUGUUUGAAUGGGGCUCUGGAGGACCAACCGUCAAGCAGUAUCAACUUAUAUCUCAUGUAGUGAAACUAUACAGAAAAGAAGCAAAGGCUUGGUUUGUGAACACCGUCUCUUGUUAUAUAUCGUUUCGUGAGAAUGGCGACAAGUGGAUUCAAAAUCUCGAGUUAGCUGUUCCGAUGCUAGACUGCUUCACCAUGAACAAGCAUGAAGAAGAUUGUCUCAUCCGGGCGUUUUUACCUGGUAACGAAGAUCAUAUGAAAGAAGAGAAUUAUCUUGUGGAUGGACCUUCUCUUGGAAGAGUAUUCUUAGGUAUCGAUUUUUACACAAAGCAUAACAAUGUCUUCAAAGCUUUCGUAGCGAAAACAAUGGCUUUGAACCCGAAAAUACGUGAACGCCUCGCCGCCCAAUACCUCUACAAACGAAUGGUCGAACUGAGUAAGAAAUUCUUCCACUCACAGGACCUCAAGUACAAUUACAUACGGAUAGCUUGGGAAAGAAAGUUCAAUUAUAUGGACGACUACAUGGUCUGCUUGGUUUUGUUCAUUAGAGACAAGACAGCUAACAUUACCUGGGACGAAAUCGAGGAAAUUAUCUAUCCACUGGCUAAAGAGGUGCUGCGUGCUUGUUUUGCAGUCUCGUACAACGCGGAGUUAGAGAAACUGGCGCCACCAAUCGAGUAUUAG
This is a messenger RNA of Caenorhabditis remanei, 1092 nucleotides long. RefSeq lists its product as uncharacterized. The transcript is spliced from 6 exons. Bases 1 to 1092 code for a protein of 363 amino acids. Lineage: Eukaryota; Metazoa; Nematoda; Chromadorea; Rhabditida; Rhabditidae. The record is from RefSeq and is a predicted model, not a curated record.